UGAUGUCAGAGAUGCAGAGUAAGACAACUGUAUGGAGGACAGUCAGAAAAGUGUUCCUGGCUCUGAAACGACUUUUACUCGUCAUUGUGGUUUUCCUGGACACAAACCUGUCAGAACAUCAAGGAGGAUCCACAGGAUUACAGGAUUUCCCAGUGUGAUUGGCUGCAUAGAUGCACACACAUCCCCAUCACAGCUCCCUCACAUCAUGAACAGGAAGUCCAUUCACAGCAUAAAUGUGCAGAUCAGAUGUGAUGCUGCAUACAUCAUUUCUAAUGUGGAGGCCACGUGGUCUGGGUCUGUUCAUGACUCCAGGAUUUAUGGAGAGUCUAACCUGAGCAACAGACUGCAGCGUGGAGAGUUUGAUGGCCUUCUGCUGGGUGACAGGGGUUACCAUGACAACCCAGACUGAUGACCUCAUACCCUGACCCUGAACCAGGCCCCCAACAGAACUUCAACCGGACUCACUGCAGGACCAGAGCCCGGGUGGAGAUGACCAUAGGCCUGCUGAAAGCCCGUUUCCAGAGCCUACGUCUCCUCAGGGUGACCCCUGAGAGGGCCUGUGAUAUUACUGUGGCAUGUGUUGUUCUUCAUAAUAUUACCACUAUUAGAGGAGAGCAACAGCCUGCCCUACAAACUGAAGACCCAGAUGAUGAGCCCAUCCACCUGCAGCUAUCCAGGACAGCAGAGCAGUCAGAGACACCGUAUGCAAUAAUCACUUUAGAGUUUAAGUCUCCAUCAUCACCACCACAGCAAAUAAAGACAUGAUACACAUUUCA
Acanthochromis polyacanthus (spiny chromis) is the source of this 776-nucleotide messenger RNA. RefSeq names its product putative nuclease HARBI1. Bases 32 to 409 code for a protein of 125 amino acids. NCBI's taxonomy places the organism in Eukaryota, Metazoa, Chordata, Actinopteri, Pomacentridae. The transcript is spliced from 4 exons. The record is from RefSeq and is a predicted model, not a curated record.